Macadamia integrifolia is the source of this 1142-nucleotide messenger RNA. Its product is annotated as salicylic acid-binding protein 2-like. Gene Ontology annotation, molecular function: methyl salicylate esterase activity; methyl indole-3-acetate esterase activity; methyl jasmonate esterase activity. The transcript is spliced from 3 exons. Gene Ontology annotation, biological process: salicylic acid metabolic process; jasmonic acid metabolic process. Lineage: Eukaryota; Viridiplantae; Streptophyta; Magnoliopsida; Proteales; Proteaceae. The coding region runs from base 26 to 1012 and encodes 328 amino acids. The record is from RefSeq and is a predicted model, not a curated record.
GAGAGAGCGAGAGAGAGAGAGAGAGAUGGGUUGUUCUAGGGAGAGUGAAAGAUUGGGCAUGUUGGUGGCGGUGGUGGUUGUGUUAUUGCAGCUGAACUUGGUAGUGAAUGGACAAAGCUCAUCACAACCAAAACACUGCAACUUCACUCAAACGCCACGGUGCCUUAAAAAUGUGACUGGGUUGGGUCAUGUGGUUCUUGUACAUGGUAUCGGCCAAGGAGAAUGGUACUGGUAUAAGGUUAAACCCAUACUUGAGGCUGGAGGGUAUAACGUGACAACCAUUCAACUUGGUCCUUCAGUCACCAGUCCUGUGAAUUCAAUAAAAAAUGUUACAUUCUGGAAUUACUCACAGCCAUUGUUUGAUCUGAUGGAUUGCAUAAACCAUAGUGUUUUUAUUGUGAGUCACAGUGCAGGAGGCUUCAAUAUGGCUGUUGCAAUGGAGAAAUACCCCAAAAAGAUACGUGCUGCUGUCUUUGUUGCUGCUUACAUGCCCGAUACUGCCCACAACAUGUCUUAUGUCCUUGAUGAGCAACCUAAGUAUCCACCAGACAGUGAUCCACACUGGGAGGACACUUGUACCGUGACUAGUGGGAACAACAAAUGGUACUUUUUUGGUGGUGAUUUCUUGAGUGACAGACUAUAUGAAAGGGCCACUACUGAGGAUAUAGCGCUCUUGUAUACACAGAGAAGGCCAGCAUCAUUCUUUGAAAAUGAAUUGGCUAAAAUUCAGCUCUCAAAUGACAGUUAUGGGUCACUUGAUCGAUACUACAUUUUAACCGGAAGUGAUUUAGCAUUGCUCAUCCAAUUUCAACGCCAUAUGGUUUCGGAAUUUCCAGUGAAGGAUCAAAUGUUUAUAAAGAGGGCUGGUCAUGAGGUCAUGCUUUCCAAACCCAUACUCUUGUGUGGUCAUCUCUUCGAUAUUUUCAGACGCUAUGGGAACCUUUCAGACGAGAAGCACCAACUUGGGACGGUUUGGCCGGUCAAGAUUAGCGCCAAACCGGAUUCAAUCUAGAUUGAACCAACCAGAGGAAACCAUAAAUAAGAUCACUAGGUCGUCUGGUCCUAUAUAGCAUGGAGUUAUGGACAUGCUAAUAUUGCUUGUGAUAUGGUUAUUGUGUUGUGUGUGGUGUGUGGUGUGUGGU